This is a messenger RNA of Telopea speciosissima, 1072 nucleotides long. RefSeq names its product glucan endo-1,3-beta-glucosidase-like. NCBI's taxonomy places the organism in Eukaryota, Viridiplantae, Streptophyta, Magnoliopsida, Proteales, Proteaceae. Gene Ontology annotation, biological process: carbohydrate metabolic process. Gene Ontology annotation, molecular function: hydrolase activity, hydrolyzing O-glycosyl compounds. The coding region runs from base 14 to 1066 and encodes 350 amino acids. Gene Ontology annotation, cellular component: plasma membrane. The record is from RefSeq and is a predicted model, not a curated record. The transcript is spliced from 2 exons.
UAUUUUCUUCUUCAUGGCUACAUGUUCUGCCACAGAAAGCAACUACUGCUCUAUUGUUGCUGCCACAAUGCUACUUCUCUUUGGACUGCUAAUGGCUAUGCUAGACGUAACAGGGGCACAAACUGGUGUUUGCUAUGGACUGAAUGGGAAUAAUUUACCAUCUUCACAAGAAGUCGUGGAUCUUUACAAAUCCCAAAACAUCCAAAGAAUGAGACUCUAUGCUCCGACCCAAGAAGCUCUCCAGGCCCUCAUUGGCUCCAACAUUGAACUUAUGUUGGGUGUCCCAAAUGAAGACCUUCAAGGAAUUUCUAGUAGCAAUUCCAUUGCAAAUGACUGGGUACAGAAGAAUAUUGUUGCCUACUCCCCUGGUGUCAAAUUCGCGUACAUUGUUGUCGGCAAUGAAAUUAGCCCCAUCAAUGACAAAGCUCAGUAUGCUAUCUACGUUCUCCCCGCGAUGCAAAACAUUCUUGCUGCAAUUUUAGCAUCUGGCUUACAAAUUAAAGUCUCCACAUCUGUUGAUACAGGACUCCUUGGCGAAUCCUUCCCUCCAGCCCUAGGUCAAUUCAGAGACGACGUGAUAUCGUAUAUACGCCCAAUUAUUUCAUUCCUUGACCAAAAUGGGGCGCCAUUGCUAGCAAAUGUGUAUCCUUACUUCAGUUACAAGGCUAAUACUGGUUCCAUCGACCUUUCGUAUGCCCUCUUUACUUCCUCAUCAAUUAUAGUACAAGAUCCGUAUAGUGGCCUUGGAUACCAAAACCUGUUCAAUGCCAUUGUUGAUGCUCUCCACUUUGCUCUUGACAAAGCAGAUGGUGUCAAUGUUGGAAUUGUUGUAUCGGAGACUGGUUGGCCAACGGCUGGAGGUACCUCAACAACAGUAGAAAAUGCAGAGACUUAUAACAACAAUCUUAUUCAACAUGUGAAGAUUGGAACACCAAGGAAGCAUGGGCCUUUGGAGACUUAUGUGUUUGCUAUGUUUGAUGAGAAUGAAAAGAGUCCUGAGGAAGAGAUGCACUGGGGGCUAUUCACUCCAGAUAAACAAGCAAAAUACCCAAUCAGCUUCUCCUAAAUGUGU